AUGGAGCGCCAUCGCUCCCUCAUACAAACCAUUUCCAAGACCGUAAAACAGUUCUACGCCUCCAAGGAACCCUACCGCAUCUUCCACGGCAGCACGAACUCGACCAGGCCGACCCAGGCUCACGCACGAUCCAAGGUCGUUGACAUCUCGGCUCUCCGCAAUGUGCUCUCUGUAGACACCAAUGCCCGCACAGCUCUUGUCGAGCCUAACGUCCCUAUGGAUGCCCUCGUCUCCCACACACUCAAAUACGGCCUCGUACCUCCAGUGGUAAUGGAGUUCCCCGGCAUCACGGCUGGCGGCGGCUUUGCAGGCACAGCAGGCGAGUCCUCAUCCUUCCGGCAUGGCUUCUUCGACGACACGGUACGCAGCGUAGAGAUUGUCCUGCCCGACGGCGAGGUCGUCACCGCCCGGCCGGACAAGGACGACAGGUACGCCGACCUGUUCCGCGGCGCAGCCGGCGCGGUGGGCACGCUGGGUGUGACGACGCUGCUGGAGCUGAAUCUGAUCAAAGCUACCAAGUUUGUGCGCACGCGUUAUCACCGGACGAGCAGCGUGGCCGAGGCCGUGAGGUUGGUCAGGGAGGAGACGGCCAACGCCCAGAAUGACUAUGUCGACGGCAUCCUGUUCAGUAAGGACCAUGGCGUGGUCAUCACGGGCCAGAUGACGGACGAGAAACCCGCCAGCGCCCCCAUCCAGACCUUCUCCCGUGCACGUGACCCUUGGUUCUACCUGCAUGUUGAGUCGCGUACCCGCUCGUCGUCGCCAUCGUCGCAGGCCGCUGCUGUCGAGGAGGAUUACGUGCCGCUGGCCGAGUACCUCUUCCGCUACGACCGCGCGGGCUUCUGGGUCGCGCGCUCGGCCUGGCGGUAUUUUCGCGUCGUACCCUUCAACCGCCUCACCCGCUGGUUCCUCGACGACUUCAUUCACACACGCAUGCUCUACCGCGCCCUCCACGGCAGCGGCGAGAGCGCCCGCUUCAUCGUCCAGGACGUCGCCAUGCCCUUUUCCACCGCCGAGAAGCUGGUAGACUACACCGCCUCGGAGCUGGACAUCUGGCCGCUCUGGUUGUGCCCGCUGAAAAGGAGGGCACCGCCGACCUUCCACCCAUACACCACGAGCGGCGGGAGGGAGGAGGAUGAGGACAAUAUGAUGCUGAACGUCGGCGUCUGGGGGUGGGGCCCCGCCAGCCAUGAUGCCUUCGUCGCCGCCAACCGCGCCCUCGAGGCCAAGGUCAAGGAGCUGGGCGGCAUGAAGUGGCUGUACGCCCACACGUACUACGACGAGCCCGAGUUCUGGGACAUGUACGGCGGGCGGGCCUGGUACGACAAUCUGCGCAGGGCGUACAAGGCUGACGAGGCGGGUCUCCCGAGCGUGUACGACAAGGUCCAGGUCGACCUGGAUAAGAUCAAGGCCCAGCGGAGCGGGCUGAAGGGUGUCAGACCCUUCGGUGGCAUCUAUGGCAUCUCGAAGAGCAUCCAGAGCAAGGAUUACCUGCUGCAUCGAAACGCCGAGUGGAAGUGGCGGGGAGAGAACGAGUAA
Cryphonectria parasitica EP155 is the source of this 1539-nucleotide messenger RNA. RefSeq names its product FAD-binding domain-containing protein. Gene Ontology annotation, molecular function: FAD binding; Delta24(24-1) sterol reductase activity. The record is from RefSeq and is a predicted model, not a curated record. Gene Ontology annotation, biological process: steroid metabolic process. Gene Ontology annotation, cellular component: cytoplasm; membrane. The transcript is spliced from 2 exons. NCBI's taxonomy places the organism in Eukaryota, Fungi, Ascomycota, Sordariomycetes, Diaporthales, Cryphonectriaceae. The coding region runs from base 1 to 1539 and encodes 512 amino acids.